UCUCAUUCUCCCCCUUCUCUUCGCGUUCUCCUCCUCUUCGUUCGAUCUCCUUCCGCCCCCCUCGACCCAGCGGCCGCUGCUUCGCUACUUCGUGUCCUUGUUCCUUCGCAAGAUCCGAUCUUGUUCGUCUUUUCUCGUCGGAUCCCGCCUCGCCGCGCGUGAUUGAUCGAUCAAUGCCACGCCUGGAGCUGUAGAAGCGGCCCCUGACGCUCCGCCUGGGAGAGGAGAGCUAUAGCAUGCACUUUAGGAGCGCGUAGGGGUGAAGAAGGCUCCCUGGCUGGCUACGGACGCGGAGAUGGAAACCUCGGGGAUGGAGGAGGAGGCGGCGUCGGCGGCGGGGCCUGCUCGGGUGGUGAAGGUGAAGCGGAAGCUUGUGGCCUCGUGCUUGACGUGCCCCAUCUGCAAUAAGCUCCUGCGGGAUGCUACAACCAUCUCCGAGUGCCUUCAUACGUUUUGCAGGAAGUGCAUAUAUGAGAAGCUUGACGAAGAAGAGACAGAUUGCUGUCCUGUCUGCAAUAUUCAUCUAGGUUGCCUUCCUGUAGAAAAACUCAGAGCUGAUCAUAAUCUGCAAGAUUUGAGAGCAAAGAUAUUUCCUCUAAAGAAACCGAAAAAUGGAGCAUGUGAUAGUGCCCCAUCCAUUAUAUUGCCUGUUAGAAGAAAAGAAAUUUCUCUUUCUUCAUUGGUGAACUCUCCAAGAGUAACUGCACAGACAGGUCCAACAGGAAGGCGAAAAAAAUCAGUUGGCAAUAAGACUGCUGCAUUUCAUGGUUGUGAAUCAGCAGUCUGUAAAAAUGAGGAUGAUACAACCGAUAAGUUUGUGAAAAAAUCAAGCUCAAAUGGGAACUCUAUCAAGCAGUCUCUUAGCGGCAGACAGGCUUGUUCAAAUUCCAACAGUUCCUACAGUAAUGCUAAUAAAAAUACAGAGAAUGGUGACAAGACUAUUGAGGAUAGGGAAGAGCUCUGGGAACCUUUGAAUUGCUUAGUUGAAGCUGCAAAUAGAACCAAAUCUUCUAGGUCAGGUUCACAGAAUCCUAUCAUUAAGCCUGAGAAAAAAAAACUUCUUGAUGGUGAUACAAAUACUAACAAAACCAUAAUUGAGCAUCUUCACGAGUCCAAAGCUCAGGAUGAGAAAGAUGGCAAUUUUCAAACAGCUCGUAUGAAAGUAAAGGCCAGAAGUUUGAAGGCAGUGAAUGAGAAAAAGGGUACUCUUGUCAACUCCACCCAGACAUUACUUGAUGCUCAAAGUGAUAAAAAGAUAGCUCCACUGUGGUUUUCCUUGGUUGCCUCUUCUGACAAGACCGGCGAUCUCUUGUUUCCCCAAAUAUCAACUAAUUAUUUGAGGAUAAAAGAUGGUAAUAUACCCGUUUCUUACAUUCAAAAGUACCUUGUCAAGAAGCUCAAUCUUGUCAGCGAAGAUGAGGUUGAAAUAACAUGUCACGACGAACCAGUGCUGCCCACAAUGUCCCUGCACAAUGCGGUCGAACAGUGGCUGAGAGGAACACUGCCGUCGCAGAGGCUACCGGCAGUUAUCGGCGGUUCAGCCAAAGAGUUUGUGGUGGUGCUAGGCUACAGACGGCGCCAAAUUGCAGCAUGAUGAAUGUGAGACCGAGCUCGAGCCAUCCACACUGAGCUGAACGUAACCUUGCGCGUCGGAUCCUUCAGCAUUCAGAGAUGGUAAAAAAAUGAGCCUUGAUCUUGCAUCUGAUUGCUUCUUGUUUCAUCCUCUUCAGUUCAUAGUUUGUGCUCCAGGCAAAAUUCAGAUCUUCAUGAGGCGUUAUUAUUCAUAACGUAGCAUAAAAGUGGUGCCAUGUUUCUAAUUAGAGGAGAAAAUUAAAUGAUGUGAUUUAUC
This is a messenger RNA of Zingiber officinale, 1849 nucleotides long. Its product is annotated as E3 ubiquitin protein ligase DRIP2-like. Gene Ontology annotation, molecular function: ubiquitin-protein transferase activity. The record is from RefSeq and is a predicted model, not a curated record. The transcript has 7 exons. Lineage: Eukaryota; Viridiplantae; Streptophyta; Magnoliopsida; Zingiberales; Zingiberaceae. The coding region runs from base 296 to 1594 and encodes 432 amino acids.